AUCGCAUUGCACGCGACGAUGGCGAGCGAUGGCGGCGACAGGCUCGUCGAGCAGCACGGCGUGUUCCAGACGAGGCGUCUCCUGCAGGUGAUCGAGCUCCCGCUAGAGAACUCGGACGAGACGAACGUGGUCAAGUCCUUUGCGUCUCGAUGUACUGCGAAGAAACAGUUCCAAGCGUUCUACUGCGCUGACAAGACGCUCCUUCUCCGGUCGCUCGAAGAAGACCUGCAUCCUCGUUUCUGGCGCUUGCCAUGGACCGCUGCGCUGGAGCGCCUGCAGAUACAGCAGCAACAUCAGUCAUCCUCUCUCUUGAAACUCCCCGUAGACAGUGGAGUGACGUCGCCGUCGGCUGCGUCGACCCAGCAAGUUGUCUGUUUGGAGUUCGCCCCCGAAGGCGACUGGCUCGUCGUGAUUGUGUCAUGGGGUCUGCGUACGUUUCUCCUUCUCAUGCCCGUGGCGUCUCUGGUCAUGCGGCAGCGCAAAGUCUCUCUCCAGAAUCAUUUGCGUGACGGCGCGUCCGACGACCUCAUGAGUGUCGUGCCAAGCGCCAUGUUCACCAAGAUGACGUCGUUCCUUCGGGCACAUGGCCAAAACGGCGCCAAGUACCAUUCGAACGUGGCAGGGGAUGACGAAGACGUGAGUGUUCUCGAGUUUGCCCAGGGCAUGUCGUCGCCGACGUGUGUGGCAUGGUGGCGCUCGUUCAACGGGCAAAACUACGUCCUGCUCGGGUCGUCCGCGGACUUGAUUUCGAUUGUCCAUGUCGAGAGCAACUCGGAAUGCUGCCGGUGCGAACUCUCGGGCAAGAUUGACCGCAUCGCGCUCGUGCACACGCCAUCCACGACCGCGAUGGUCGUGGCAACGUCCAAAGACGACGGGUCGACGUGGUAUUUCAAAGUACUUCUCGAUAUGCACACGCCGACGGGCGUCAAGACAUUUCCCGACCACUUUCUCCAAAACGCUGCGUUUCGGCCCGUUCGAAUCAAACAGUUUGCGUCGACCGCGUCGGUGCAUGUUGUCCGCGAUGCAGACGGCGCCACCGCGGCAUCGACGCCGCUCCUGGCAGUGUGCGACCGCGGCACGAUUCGAUUUUACUCGAACGAUUUUCAAUGGACGCUCGUCACCGCGAUGACGUUGCCCACGGAUGCACUCGGCACCACGACGACACAAUUGGACGUGACGUUUUGUUCGUCCCAGCUCAUGCUGGUGCAAGUCGCGAGAGACUCGUACAACCUGGCCGUGUGGAUUGCCCAGCGCCGCCCGCAUCGGCCACAAACGGAUGGCGGCUCGCCGGACGCCGAUGGUGCAGAUGCCGUGACGACGACGCACGGCAGAGUGGUGCACACGCUCAAGCUGCGCGAAGACGAAUGGGUUCGGCACACGCAGAUCGGUCGAGCCAUGGAUGCGCCAACGACAGCAGACGAACCGGCGCCAUCAUCGAUGGCGUUCUACUUGCAUACCGACCACCAGGUGUACGAGUGCCGCCCAAAGUGGACGCGCGCGCUGUUGUUCCAUGCGCUGUACGCGCGCACGAUCCAUGUCGACGACGCUGUCUUCAUCGGGUACGCCUUGGGCUUUGACAUGCCCGCGUUAUGCGAGGACGUAGCAGACACGAUCUGCGCCGACCACAAGUCGAAAAAGAUGUCUCGAAACAGUUGCGAGUGGGUCAUGCGUCUGUGCGCCAAGUCGUCGCAUGUGAUGCCGGCCAAGACGCUGGACAACAUGCUUCACCAUGGCGGUCUGGCCAACGCGAUAGAAUACGCCAAGGAAGCGCUCGCAUCCAAGGCAGCGCGCAGUGCCGACCGCCGGUUUCUCGCGCACACCGUCAUCGAGUCGGCGCUCAAACUCCACCACCAAACGACGCCCCUUCGGGACGACACCAAGGACUGGGCCUGGUUCGUCUCAUUUCUCACGACCAACCAAGACUUUGACACAUCCUUUGCCAUCUCCCGAUGCGUUUUUUUUCAAUGCGUCGACGCUGCCCUCGCGAUCGGCCAUGCGCGGCGCGACAUCGAUGCUGCGCUUCGUAUUCUACAAGACGUUGGUGCGUCCCUCACCGAGGCGCAGGUGAACACGCUGCUGAGCCGCCACCACGCGUCCAACCUGACGGCGCCCGACGUACGCAUCUUGUUUCGCACCUUACCGUUGUCCGUUCAAAUUCAGGUGCUGCUGCGCCAUCCCAGCGCGAUCUGGAUGCAGCGGGACUGGGUCUUGCGCAUCCUGCCGGACGUGACGGAUGACGAGUGCGCCGCUCUGGCGACGGUGCUCGACCCACGGUCCGUCGUGUCGACGGCGGUGUCGUCGCUGCCGUACUACGUCCACCAGAGCGACGUGGCGACGUCAGAAGCCAUACCGAUCACAAUGGAAGAGAAAGUGGAGCUUUUUCUCACGCUGCUCUUGCGGCUCAACUGCACACGCUGCAGCAGUGCAAAGCCCCAUCGCCCGACGACGACGGCGGACACCGUCCACACAUUCACCCAAGACGAUCUGUUGUCGUUGAUCAAGGCAUGGAGCAAUCAGUAUCGACCACCCGUUCUCAUCCUCCGCUGCGUGGAUUACGCCAACUGGGCCGCCGCCGCCGCGUGCUACGAAGCCCAAGGGGAAUGGGUGGACGCGAUCGAGUGCAAACUGCACUUGCACGACCUGCAGCAGCCAAAACAAGGCAAGGACGCCCCCCGCCACGUGAUCACGCACGAAGAACUGGUGCAUCUCAUGGACACGUUGGUCUUUUCGAACGUGAUGCCGACACCGAUGCGCGUCGCGGUGCUGGCGCGCCUCUUCAUCCACUGGCACUACAUGAAGUACGCCAUCGAAGCGCUCGAAGUGCACGUGCUCGAGCAACGCGACUUGACGCCGGUCGCGACCAUCCUCUUCUCGAAAGCCGCGUCAUUUGACCAACGCAACCGCGGAUGGAUCGAGCAGUGCCAAACGUGUCUUCCGUUUUCAGGACGAUUUUACUUUCAAGUGUGCCAGCAGCACGUGCGCCAACAACACGAGCGGGGGUCGCCGGAAAGCGUGGACGAAACGGCGCGCCUUCCCGGCGGCAUCGCCGCCGACACGUCUGUCGUCGACACGGUGCUCGACAACAUCCAGCGACACCACGCCGACCUCCGGCACGUCGUGAUUCAGCGGCAGACGCCGGCUGCCCUCGGAAAAACGGACCCGAUCGAGACCCAUGCCAAGGUGUUUUCGUGCGGCCAUGGCUUUCCCAAGCGCGUGUUUUACGACGACGUCGUUCCGUUGUUUGAAAAGAAGAUGGCGAUCGAGUUUCCCUCGGUCCCGCGCACGACCGCGAUCCUCGUCGCUGAGUACCGCAAAGGUCCCUCGACACCGAUCGACGCGCCGUGUCCAGUGUGUGCGUUCUCCCGCAUCCAGCGUAUCUUUGCCACGCAAUGCGCCAACACACGCACGCGUGAACCACCGCGGCCGCGCAUCAUGACAUCCGAUCAAUGGGUGUGGAAGUAGCAGCGCUAAGAAAUGGAACUCUCGUCCACCAUGACCUCGACGUCGGAUGACGGGCCAGUUUGGUCCGAGCCACGUUCGUUCGGACGGUCCAACGCGACGUUGAAGCGCUGGUAUGCCACGGCUCUCAAUGAGCCACACCGUCGAGUGCGUGUCUCGCCUCCUGUCCAUGAUGGACUCUUCCAGAGCAUUCCAACACCGCCAUCCACCGCGCGUGACGAUACACACUCGCGACAUCAUCACUGCGUCAAACGUCGGUGGAUGCGAUCCCUGUCGGCGAUAUGUUUUCUUCAACGACGACUGCGCGGUCGCAGGCGUCGCAGCUCCUGUUUGUGAGUUGCACGGUGGCAUUGGACCAUUCUAGUCGGGUGGGUGGCGAUCCAGUUUACACAGACAAGACAGCCUAGUUGAGCGCCGCCGCUUGGCCGCCAUCUUGGAUGUCCAAGGCUUGGAUCUGCGCCACGAUUUCGUCGACGGUCGGUCGUCGGGUCGGAUCAGGGUGUACGCAUCGCUCGAUGACGUCGACAAACGCUGGCGACGAAGUCUCGUGGGCCAGCACGGCGGCAUCGUACGGGAACGGCAGGGGCCGAGUCGACCGCGCGAGCUCAAGUAAGUGCAGAUCGCCCCCGACAAAGCCCUUUGCGUGGAAGAGGGCGGCAUGGGGAUGCGUCUUUGUGAAGAUUUCACCGAGGAGGAUGCCAAGGGCGUAAACAUCGGUCGACAGCGUAUGCCGCUUGGGAUCGCCGAGCAGUUCUGGCGCCACGUACGACGUGGCAAAGUUUCCAAACGUCUCAACGGACGCCGCCGCCGUGUUGUUGGUAUCCGUGGACGGCACUUGCCAGUGCAGCAGCGCAAACCCAUUCAAUUUCACGACAACCUCCGAUCGCGACAACGAUUCCACGAGUACGUUUCCGCUAUGCAACGCGCCAAACGGGCGCGACGACCGGUGGAUGUGCGCCAAGCCAGACGCCACCUGCAACGCGAUCGACUUGCGCACGAACGGCGGCAACGGUUUGGCUUUGUCGACCAGAAGCGGCCCCAAACUGCCCUUGGCCAUGUACUUGGCCGCUGCGCUCAACGUCCCACGAUAAAGGACGACGCCAAAAAUGGCGUUGAUCGAGUCGUGCGCAGUCAAGUGGCGGGCCUCUCCGAUCGCUUCAACGAAUGCCGGCACCAACGACGACUCGAGCGGCACGCUCUUGAGCAUGAUUUUGGUUCCGUCGCCCAACGUGCCCGUCAUCGCGUUGCUGCAGCCGCGCACCGGCGUCGUCGUCAUGUGCUCGGUGCCCGACGGCAGCCACAGGCCCGUCAAUGCCGGGUGCGACUUCCAUCCGUCGCCAGAAAGUUGACGUGCCGGCGACGACGCUUUUGUCUUGGCCGCAUUCGUCGACGCGUUGGCGAGACCUUUCGUGCCCUUGGGGGACUUUGCUGCCAUGUCCACUAACUUGGAGUACAUGGCUGCGGCCGUCCCACGGCCGGGGGGCGGAUGAUAAAGGGCGGAAGAAGGUGAAGCGCGUUCUAGGUGCUGAGGUGCCGCCUGUUGUUCGAGCAACAUGGUUUGGCGGUCGUGUUGCUUCUUGGAUCGCCGAUGGUGUAGGAAGUACGCGACGAUCCCGAGCACGACAACGGCCGCAGCCAGGCCGAGCGGCAAGGCAGCGUUCGCGUCCGCCAGUUCGGGUCGCGUCAGAGCUGGCGAUGGUGGGUGUGGUGUAGUCUCCAGGGGGAGAGUUUGGUUGGAGGCCAUGGCGGCGCGUGGUCUUCAGCCCGUAGAGUGCGAGAGGCUCGUCUGGCACGGUGCGCGCAGUACGGAAGUCGGGCCUCGGCGGAAGUGGGUUGACGGCACUUACACCCGUUCGGUCGGUCGCAC
Molecule: messenger RNA, 5326 nt
Organism: Aphanomyces invadans
Lineage: Eukaryota; Oomycota; Saprolegniomycetes; Saprolegniales; Verrucalvaceae
Exons: 10
Coding region: 19-3462 (1147 amino acids)
Source: RefSeq, a predicted model, not a curated record